Messenger RNA from Dermochelys coriacea (leatherback sea turtle), 4273 nucleotides. RefSeq names its product calcium-binding protein 2. NCBI's taxonomy places the organism in Eukaryota, Metazoa, Chordata, Testudines, Dermochelyidae. The record is from RefSeq and is a predicted model, not a curated record. The transcript has 7 exons. Bases 532 to 1239 code for a protein of 235 amino acids. Gene Ontology annotation, molecular function: calcium ion binding.
AGCCUGCAGCAGAGAGUGGCCCCUACUCUAGAAAGCAUUCGAGACCACCCCUCACGAACCCCAGGGAGGGGAAGCAGGGAAAGGGUUUCUGAAGAGGCAGGAAGGUUGUACAGGGAAGCUCCUGGGGAACAACAAAAGCCCUCUGAAACCUUACAAGCAGACUUGUGCCUGGCCAGCACUGGUUGGUGGGGGUGGUGGUUAAUGGUUUCAGGCCCAUGACUGACCUUUGGUUGGGCAUGUAGGAGCACAGAGGACCUAUGAGAGGUUAAAGAAGGAUUUUUACUGGUCAGGGAUGGAGAGUGCUGUGAGAGACUCCUGCAGACCUUUGGACAGAUGCCAGCGGUGAGAGACCUGCAGGACCCCAGUGAGUUCCUCUGCACCCCUUGCCGCUGACACAAGAUACAUUUGAGCAUUGGACACUGUGGGCCCUAUGCCUACCCAAAGUGGCCCCGCUGUCCCGUCCCCUUGCUCCGUGCCCGACCUGGAGCUGCCUGUCCCAGAGCUGGCUGCCGCGCCCCGGUGCCCGGCCCCAUGCCCCACAAGCGGCCAGACGAGGUCGAGUCGGAGACAUGCAAAGAGGGACAGGACCUGAAUAAGGGGGGCCAGGCACCCCCUAAGGAGGAAGAGGAGCCCAAAGCCAGCAAGAACCCCGUCUCCGAGUCGCGCCGCAGCUCACACUCCAGCCACGGGCGCAAGCAUGGCAAGAAGCAUCACGCCGAUGUCCACGCCGACGCCACCAAGGCCUACUCGCCCUUCCUCAACACUGUCUUCGGCAGGGAGAGGGAUCUUUCUCCAGUAGAACUGGAUGAGCUGCUGGACGCCUUCAAGGAGUUCGACACGGACCAGGAUGGCUUCGUGAGCUACAAGGACCUGGGCGCUUGCAUGCGCACCAUGGGCUACAUGCCCACCGAGAUGGAGCUCAUUGAAAUCUCCCAGCACAUCAAGAUGAGGAUGGGUGGGCGCGUGGACUUUGAGGACUUUGUGGAGAUGAUGGGGCCGAAGCUGCGGGAGGAGACAGCCCACAUGGUGGGGGUGCGUGAGCUCAAAAUCGCCUUCCGUGAGUUGGACAGGAAUGGGGACGGGGAGAUCAGCGGCACAGAGCUGAAAGACGCCCUCCUGGCCCUGCUGGGGGAGCAGGUCCCGCUGCCGGAGGUGGAGGAGAUCCUGCAUGACGUUGACCUCAAUGGGGACGGCCAUGUGGACUUUGACGAGUUUGUGAUGAUGUUGUCUUCCCGCUAACAAGGCCUCAGGGAGGGGGGCCCUCACCCGCCAUUGCCGUUCCAGCCUCCAGGGGGACCUGAGCAGCUCCAAGUGGAUCCCCACUUCUUGACAACUGGUGACCCCCUUCUUCGCCAGCAGGAACCGGGACGAGGCCCCUUUCAAAUACUAUGCACGCCUCACAUUCCAUUCCCCAAAGUGAGGCUAAGAGGGAGAAAAAGUAAACACAGACAGACAUGCCCUGAUGAAUGCAAGGUGCUGCAAUGAGCCUUUGAUGAUGAUGCACAUUAAAAAAAAGACAUAAAAUUUAGGCUUGAAUUGUAUUUACUUUUGACUUAGGGUAAAAGCUGGAAUGAGCCGGACCUGGAACAGCAUUAUAAUUAAUUAUAUCACAUUUAAAAACAGCGGAGAAAGUGACACGUACUUGGGAAGACUAUUUUGGAAAUGACCAGAAAUGAUUAAUUAUUAAUUGCUUGUCAUCCCAAAAUAUUAUUCUCAAGGGUGCGUCGCUGUCUCCACUGAGCAUACUUAUGUCCAGAAUUCUUAUAUUUAGCUUUAAUGUUAGUUUCCACUGUCUGAAAAUGUUAAUUCUGGCACAAAUGACAGAUCGCGAUCUAACGCUAGCCACCAUGUUUGUUUGGAUUUUAACCCUACUAGCCUCGUUAUGGGUUGGUUCCUGAAUAUUCAAGAUUCAAAAUUAAGAGUGACCUAUGAUAGACGCAACGUUACACUACAGUCAUAUGAACUUGACGUUACGGGAGUCACAUGAUGGUAUCAAGGUGUUCUAUGGCAGAGAAAAACAUUGGGAACCACUGCUUUGGAGGACUCUGCUCAGUGGACCAGGCCCCCAAGGAGGUCCCACUCUUCUUCCAGGGCCAGCCACACCCUCACUUGCCUCUGGGCUCCAGCCCUCCUGCCUCAUGCGGUGAGCUCUGCCCAGCAAGGCCAACUGAGCCAGAAGUCCGCUUAGGGAUGUGUAACUGUCCAGGGCCUGAUGCACUCUAGUGGGUAUUUGUAGUGACAUGGGGCAGCUUUUCCAACCAGGGCCGGGUCGGUUAGUCCCCUGGCACAUGGCUUUCCAAGUCCUGAGGGUAGCUCAAAGAAAGGAAGGUUAAAGCACAAUCCCUCUGGCCAAGCCCGAGCAAACCACCUGCCUUGCUGUAGCAGAUUCCGUCUCAGGCACUGUGUCUCUCUGGCGUUCUUAGUCGGGGCCAGGUUCUUCCAGAAGCUCACUCUUGGUCCUCCACUGGUCACCUCCCAAUCCUUCGGCUCCAGGCAAGGCCAUGCAGAAUUCACAGCCGUGCCUGCUGUCCAGUCCUUAGGGCUUCCCAUUGUCUCUCAGGACCCUCUCUUGAGCUAGGUCAGUUUUAACCAGUUUCCUGAUGAACCUAUUCAUUGCGGCCCAGACAGCUAGGUCUCUCACAUACACACACCCCUCUUGCCCCACACAGCCCCCCAAGAACUGAUUUAACUCUCCACUCCCAAACUGGCUAGCAACGCAGAGUACAGAGGGAAACUGAGGCACACAAGAUUCAUAAAAAUAUUACAGAAGAUUUCCACUUCAGCACAGCUCUCCUCCUUUGGGGCCGAACUGAGCAAGACUGCUUUACCCUCUGACCUGGGAGGUUCAAGCCCACCAUGGUUAUUAGGAGACGCCCCAGCACAAUGCCCAUUUCCGUGGUAGCAGUUCUACCUGGUGCUUGUGAGAUGCGUACAGCACAGUUUCUAACCAAGCGUACAGGUUUCACAGCAUAGGGCAGAGCUGUUUCACAUCCUCCCUUUGGUCAGGUCUGUUCGACGACAUGAGCAGGGUGCACAUGGGAAAUUUCCAUGCGGUCCCCAGCCCUUUGGCCACCACAGAACUUUUGGGUUUGAAACUGAGUCCCGCCACUACCUCCUCCCUGUCUUCUUCCAGGGAAAGAUGAGGGGAGGGAACCCACAUUCCUCCACGGGUCAGCCAUCCUGGCUGCAGCCUAGGGUGUUCUGACCCCUAGGUUGGCUAGGAAGUGACCCCAUGAGCGUCUGGUGGGGUCAACCUGUUGCCCUCACCCUCAGGACAGAGUCCUGUUUUAUGGUCCCCGGCCCCGAUGGGCUGUGAUUCAGACUGUCUUGGGUGGGAGAACCCAUCAGGUCCAUGGCCAUGCCCUGACAAGUUAUGUCCAAGUCCAGUAGUUGCUGUCCAGCUGCUUUACCCUUCCCUGGGGCUUCUUCCCGCUGAGCAGGGCAAACAUGUCUGGCAGUUGUCCUGCCCUGCCCACGUCCUCCCACGCUCAGGUAGGGCCUCAGCCACCACCAGACCCAGCUUGGCCUCUACUUCCUCAGGCUGGCUCCCUUGGUCACAGCAGCAGGUCUCAGGGAAGUUGUACCUGAGCCCAUAUGACUCACAUCUGCUGUGUGGAGAUGGCUGGGUCCAUUCCUCUGCCCCACUUGGAUACAGCUGUCUGCUUUCGGGUCUCCCGACCUUAACCUUUCCUCCUUCUCCCUAUAUGCACUGUCACUAACACCUCCAGUCUGCUUGGUUCAGACUCUGGGCUGGUCCAGGAGGAGGGGCUGAAUUUUAUCUUAAAGUGACACAUUCAUUCCCAAAAAGGACGUCAAAGCUGAUGUCCUGGAGACCAGCCACCCUGAUCCUUCCUGUGUCUGCCCAGGGAUCUCAGACAUAGGUAGGGCCAAUGGCUUCCCAUUUGGAACCUUACUUCAGGUUGUCCUGCCUUUCAGGAUUUGUUGGGGUUUCACCAGCAAGGAUUCUCUCUGUCCCACAGUCCCUCCAGCCCAUGAAUGUCUUCCCAUUAACCUUCUGCUCCCACUACAAAGCCUUAGGCUUUCUGUCUGCUAACCAUGUUUUAAGCUUGUGGGGACAUAUCUUAUAAAGUUGUUCCCCAAAUCCUCCAGUGUAGUGACACCUACAUUUUGCCCCAUCAUCAUUCUUCCAUCAGGGUGGUGGCUUCCAUAUGUGUCACAACCUUGAUCUUUUGCCUACACUCCAAACCUUUUCCUGUAAGCUCAGGUGUCAUUUCAGAUUUAAGCAGUGGAGUCUUUUCAAAUUGUUCAUGGU